Molecule: messenger RNA, 2222 nt
Organism: Aureobasidium subglaciale EXF-2481
Lineage: Eukaryota; Fungi; Ascomycota; Dothideomycetes; Dothideales; Saccotheciaceae
Exons: 2
Coding region: 471-2222 (583 amino acids)
Biological process (GO): intracellular copper ion homeostasis; intracellular iron ion homeostasis; positive regulation of transcription by RNA polymerase II
Cellular component (GO): nucleus
Molecular function (GO): DNA-binding transcription factor activity, RNA polymerase II-specific; copper ion binding; RNA polymerase II cis-regulatory region sequence-specific DNA binding
Source: RefSeq, a predicted model, not a curated record
CUCUUCCACUACUCGUCGUCGAAGACAACUGUUUGUUUUGGUCAACCGUAUUUGCUCCAAGGCCAUCUGAACGGCCCCGACUUGUCGGGUGUCAAGGCCUCGCGCUCUGUGCUAUUCUCUCUAUCCGCCGCCUCUAACCUUCUCACCGCUGUUGUCGCUUCGCCAUCCGCCCCGGCCCUCGUCAUACCACGCCGCAAGGACUCGACCGCAACGAUCCGCCCGCACGACCCCUCUGCAUCUCCGGCGUUCUGAAAGGCCAUUUUCGCAAAAGAUACCCCCAAUUCUGUGACUCGACUGUUUACAUACCAGCUCCACGCUACUUUCCUUGGUUUAUUCCUAUCAACAAAAAUCCGCUUCAAUAACAAGGCCCAAUCCGUCAGGCCGGCCCUGCGACCAACAAGCACCACAAACCGCGUCUUUCCGCUCUCGACCGACGCAUUUCCGCCGGCCACUCAAUCAGUCCACCAGGUAUGGUAGUCAAGGAAGAUGGGACCAAAUGGGCAUGCCAAUCGUGCCUAAAGGGUCACCGUGUUAGCGGCUGUACCCAUACAGACAUUCCAGACCGUGAGCUCUUCUUUGUUCCCAAGAAGGGCCGUCCCAUCACCCAAUGCCCGCACUGCCGAGCUGAACGCAAGAAGCGAUCGUCCCAUGUCAAAUGCGAUUGUGGAGAGAAACCCCACACCAAAGAGAAAUGUAUUCAUCUGCGCGAGGCCGAAGCAAAAGCUGCCGCUAUUGCUGCAGCCGCUGAAUCCGGCCUCCCCAUGCCACCGUGUUCCUCGUCUGGAGAACACCACUCGCCUGAUCUCUAUCCUGUUGCCGAAGAGUCCCCAUCGUCUGAUGAGCACCGCUGCUGUUGUCCUCACGGCGGAAAGUGUAUCUGCUCAAGUCUUAAGGAGCCGUCACCCGAAGACGCCAAGGACCACAAGGAACCUGUCAAGGUGUCGCCCAAAAAGGAUACUGUCAAAGAACCGUCAACCGUACCUACCAAGUCUCUGAGCCAACGUAAACCCCGACUCACCUCGCAUCAAUCUGAGGGCCAUCUGACUGUCUUUGCCAACGGCCAUCACAAGCCAUGCCAUCGCAACAACAAUGCUGCUCACGAAUCAGGCGCUCCUUACAAGCUGCCUCGCUCGCACACCACUCAGCCUACCGUGACAAAGAGCAAUGCUCGCCGAUCCGUAGACAGCCUUGCUGCAGUUGCUUCGACCCAGCCUCACUCUUGGUUCCAGCCGAAUAUGUCCGCCCAGCCUUCAAGUACCACUUCUGGACAAUCUUCCCCAGUCUCGGCUAUUACCAUGCAGGCCGAAGCUAUGCAACAGGACAUCAAGCCCCCAAGCGAUAUCCAGCCCCAGUACUCCAUUACAAAUGUCUCGUCGAGUGUGCCAACUUCCAUGUUCGCCGACUUUGGUUUCCCUAGCACUUCGUCCAUUGGCACCACUGCCACAGAGGCCUCCAUGCCGUCUUUCUCCUUGCCGAGCUCUGAUCUAGGAAUGAACACUGACUUCUGGAACAACUUUGACUGGUCCAAGGUCGAUACUACUUCCUUUGAUGUUCAGCCUGCUUUGACAAACACUUCUUCUGGCACACUGUCCGAGGUUGACGAGGUCCCCACCACUGAAGAGAUAAAUACCUUCGACAACAACCCUUACUCUAUGAACAUGCAAGGCCUUGUGGGUACCAACGCCAAUAACAGUACCACCAACUUCGAUCUUGACUUUUCUGUCGCGACUGGACAAUCAAAUCGUUGGAGCAUGCCUGCCUACUCGAAUCCGAGCACAAGCAAUAUCGACCUGGCUGCCAUGAAUACCGAUGUCUUAUCCAGCUCCAAGCAGUCACCCGAGCAGUCCAUGUCCCUCGGCCAAUUCUCUGGUUUCGACAUGUCUUCUGUCCAAUCUCAGUCUCCAGCUCAGUCCAGUUUCCAAUGGGAUCCGACUCUUAUAGACUACGCCAUGGGCAACAACACCGACAACAGCGCCUCGCUCGCCUACUCUGUGGCAGGUUCAUCAGGUCCCUCUAUGGCUCCUACCGCCGCGCCUUCUCCCAAAUUUAGUGCAGACAACUCGAACGUGAAUGAACAAUUCUUCGAUUUUGACAGCAGCUCGAAACUCGUCAACUGGAACGACAGCAUAAUGGUCCCUGCCGGCCAAGACUUUCUCAACACAUACAACUACGAUCAGAACUUCUCGACAAACGACUUCAACGGCCAGGGCUGGUCAAGCUAA